CGUUGGGUGCUCCCUUCUCUGGCCACACCCUGGUUCUGACAAUUAGUAUGACAAGUAUGAAGACUAUGUAAAUAUGAGCUAGACAUUAAUGCGUUUGAAUAUUGCGCACGAAAUAGAAAUAUUUAAAAUAACUGCUCGUUAUAGAAAUGUAGUUUGAUUAUGGAAGAUUUCUAUUUUUUUUAAUUAAAGGUUUUUAGUGUCUCUUCAGCGAUAUUAGAAGCUGAGUUGAAUUUCAUACAUUAUACGGAAAUGAGCCAAAAUUAAGCUCUUAACAAUAUGAGUAUUUCAUUUCGAAUGUUCUCAUUUCAUCGGUGUUUCUAACGAACUUGCUGUUCUGCUUGGAAGGAUGACCAUUUUAAGUUGAAAGGGAAUGACAUCACACUCACACCUGCAAAAUUGAGAAUGUCUAAUGAAGUGGAUUCCUAUGUUUGAACUUCAAUUUUGGAGCACAGCUGUAGACGCAGGACCAAUGCCAUCUGGUGUGAUUCCACAGAGUUGAAUGUGGCAGGGAGAAAAUUUACCCAGCAUGUGCCAUACACGGGCUUUUCUGGGAAUGAGAAGGUGCCAGGAUUUGUUUUUGGUUCACUUGCAGGGGCAGAAACUUGGAACUAGGUUCCAAGAUGGCCGCUGCAGCUCCAGGCAAGAAGAAGGAGGAAGCCCAAAGGGAAAAGAAGGUUGUGUUAGCUGAGUCUGCUUUCUCUUAAAGAACUUCAGCAAUUCAACAAUUUUCACUGACAUCUCAAUGGUCAGAGUUAUGUCACUUACUACUGCUAUCUGCAAGGUUGCCUGA
Loxodonta africana (African savanna elephant) is the source of this 790-nucleotide messenger RNA. RefSeq names its product small integral membrane protein 43. Lineage: Eukaryota; Metazoa; Chordata; Mammalia; Proboscidea; Elephantidae. The record is from RefSeq and is a predicted model, not a curated record.